Trifolium pratense (red clover) is the source of this 606-nucleotide messenger RNA. RefSeq names its product albumin-1 E-like. Bases 1 to 606 code for a protein of 201 amino acids. The record is from RefSeq and is a predicted model, not a curated record. The transcript is spliced from 4 exons. NCBI's taxonomy places the organism in Eukaryota, Viridiplantae, Streptophyta, Magnoliopsida, Fabales, Fabaceae.
AUGGACAGCAGAGCUAUCAGAUACAGAAACAAUAGCAGCGCAAGAUAUUCUUUUAAUUUUGGAAGCGGUGCGGCCACAAAGGGAGUGUAUAUGGCCUUGCAAAAAAUGUUUGGUGCAAAUGAUUUAGAGCUCAACACGACGAAAGCGUUGAAGAAUCUGUGGUUGAAUAAUGUUCCAUCGAAGCUUGUUCUCUCUUUGAAUCAAACAAUGGCUUAUGUUAAGCUGGUUCUUUUGUCUGUUUUCUUGCUUGCCACUUUUGUAACGUUCCCAAUAAAAAAAGUAGAAGCAGUACUGUGUUUGGCAAUUUGUACUAUAUCCACACCAUGCGCCAAAGGUUGUAUUUGUAUUACAUCUCCUGUCGGUUUGUGCCUCCCUGAAUCAUAUAAAGAUGCUGUGAAGAUAGUUGGGAAAAAUCUUAUAUGUCAGGAUGAUGCUGAAUGUAAAAACAAGAAAACUGGAAACUUUUGUGUUCAUUCUCCUAAACCUGAUUUGGAGUAUGGUGUGUGUGCUGAUUCUAUGAUUGACGCAGAACACUUAAUCUUAAAGAUAUUCUCUAAAUCUAAUCUCACAAAAGGCUUCUUGGAGAUGCCAAUAAUAACCACUUAA